AAGAACAGUAGCUUCAGCAUCCCACUCUACCCCAAGAUGUUCCAUCUUCACCGCAUAACUACAAAAACAACCUGGUUCCUGGUUAUACUGCAUCUAUUACUCCUGCUUGCUGCCCUGAUAGGCAAUCUAAACCAACGUCAUCUCCUUACCCUUACCGGAGCUGUUUGAAGAGAACAAUCCGCUUUUUUUUCUCUUAUUUGCCAAUUUAUUCCAUCUGAAUUGAAUCUUUGCUCUGUUGAAGGACCGAAAGGAUUUGGGACAUCUAAGGGCGGCCUUCGUGUUAAAAACCAGAUAAUCCCCGGAGGUGCAUCCCCCAUAGACCCGCGAUCAAACCACCAUGUCCAGUAUCUUUACCUACAACCCGUCCCCGCCGAAGCCGGCAUCCCCGUGGACGAGCUCGCCGUCCACAACGCCGCAACCCUCCUCCGAUGACCCAGAACAGGUCAUGACCGAUGUCCCGGGCCAUCUCAAAACGUCGUCCUCGCGCUGCCGUAGCGGCUUGGUCGUGAACGGGGACAGUGGGGAAGCGAUGACCGAGGAUGGCGAGUCGGUUCAUGGCCUUGCCGCAGAACCGCAGAUCGGCCCGACCGAGUACAAGCUCAGUCUGGUGAGAGGUGGGAAGAGUGAGGGCCGCUUGGAGCAAUUGACUACCCAGCUGCUGUGGCGAUUACAGCAGAGUACUUCAUACCACGGAACUAGCCUUGCAUCGAAGUCACCCGAGGCCAUCAGCUCGCUCCUUCAGGAAUCGAAAGGUGCGCUCUACGAGAUCGGAAUCGCGGACGACGGCACAUUCAUCGGACUAGAAGAGGAAGAGCUGGAGGCAUCACUCGACGUGCUGCGCACCAUGGCCGAAAAGCUCGGAACCAGCGUUACCGUAACACGGAAAGUCUUUGUCAAGACGGUGGAACAAAGGGAUGUCGACCAUGCAAAGUUUAAACUGGCGGAGCAUUUGAUCGCGCGAGCGCGUGGGAAGGCUAAGAAUGGGAGGGGGAAAAACUUCAAAGAAGUCCCGGACCUGGCGCAUUAUGAGGUCGACCCUGCCGAUGCCGAGAAGUUCCACAUUCCGAAAUUGGGGGCGAGGCUGUGGGUCGCGGAAGCACUCAUCAAACCCUAUGAUGGGACCAAUAGAAUGGAUGCUACUUCGGGUGGGGAUUCACGGCCGGCCGAAUCGAAUCAUACCGAGCAACUGAGGAUUUCGCUGACGGGAUCCACUACCUGCGGGAAAAGUACCCUGUUGGGCACCCUGACUACCGGGGAUCUGGAUAAUGGGCGUGGAAAGAGCCGGCUUUCUUUACUCAGACACAGGCAUGAAUUGGUUACCGGUGUUACCUCUUCGGUUGCCUGGGAGAUUGUAGGAUACAAACCGGAAGGUUCGAUACCGCCGAGCGACGAGGAUGCAGACUGCGGAUUCUUCGGGGGUGCGGAACCAGAGCCUGACGAUGAUGGCGCAUCAAGGGUGGUCAAUUACGCUACCGGGAAUAUCUCCUCAUGGACUGAUAUUCAUGGUGCGGCCGAGGGUGGAAGAAUUGUCUUCAUGUCGGAUUCCGCUGGACAACUCAAGUAUCGUCGGACUACAGUUCGCUCCUUGGUUGGAUGGGCGCCUCACUAUGCCGCCAUUAUCAUUCCUGCGAACGACUGCGAGAGCGAAGACGGCACCCCCGGGCUUAGCGAUGCCAGUCGUAUCCACAUGGAGCUAUGCAUUAAACUUGAUCUUCCACUCAUCGUCAUCUUCACCAAGAUGGAUAUCGCGUCCAAGACUGGGUUGAGGGCAGUACUGUCAAGCGUUCUGAGCACACUAAAGGCAUCCGGAAAGAGGCCGCUUAUGGUCCAGAAGUCUGCAAAGAUUAUGGAUACCUGCACAGCGGUUGCGGCAGAGCCUGACGUUGCGGUUCCCAUCGUGUUUACUAGCUCAGUGAAAGGUGAUGGUAUCAAUCUGGUCCAUGACCUGCUGAUGAACCUGCCUAUGCCCAAGCCUCCGGUACUUCCGUGCGCCGAUGAUGCAGUCCGUCCGCUGCCGAAUACCAGUCUUACCGGAGUCAUGAAGGGGAUUGAAGAUCUGGCCAUCACCGGAAGCGGCAGAAACAUCGAGGCUAGCGCCGAAGACGACGAGUUUGAAGGGGACCCUGAGUUGACGACCCUGUUCCAUGUCGAGGAGGUCUACGGAAUGAAGCCAUCCACCGAUUCAGACCAGAAAAUCGGCGGAUCAGUAGUUAGUGGCCACGUCCGCUACGGCAAGGUCUCCAUCGGAGAUAAACUCGUCGUUGGUCCGUUCUACUCCGGCGUCGAAACCCAUCGGUCUCGUAGCGCGACACCGACUCCAAUAGCGACUCCAACAGUGCUAGGCUCCUCAUUGCUAUCGGUGUCUGCCGGCCGUGGCCACGGAAGUCUCCUUUCCCGCUCCCCCGAGAGCGGCGAUGAAAGUGCUGGCCGCAGCCCACCCGGCAGUCGCGGACGGAGACGAUACGACAUCGAAGAAGACGAAUGGCGGCUCGUGCGCGUGGUCUCCGUACGGCGCCUGCGCCUUCCCGUAACGACACUCUUCGUUACGGAAGCGGGCACUAUUGGCGUAAUCCCUAUCGACGAGGAGGAGCAAGAAUCCGCCUCCGAUCCUGACACUCUCAUAACCAUAACUGCCGCCGACCCAUCCCCUGUCACACAGCCAAUCGACAUCUGCCGUCGCGGCUCUCCAUUCAAGGCCGUCACCUUCGCCUCCCCACCGCAAGAGAAGGAGCCCGAAGAACUGCGGCUGCGAAAAGGAAACGUCAUCCUCAACCGCUCCCAUCCCGGGAAAUCCCCGUGGAUGAAAUCGUACACCGGCUUUUCCGCGGAACUCGACGACAACGACACUGCCGCUAUGAGUAUCGCCGUCGGGAUAGAUGUGAUAGUGUACAUUGCCUCCGUGCGCGCGGUAGCACGUGUCGUCUCCGUCGACCCGCCGCCAAUACACCAUCUCCCUCCCGCUACCGAGAAGGUGGAUAUGUUUGGCUUCGACGAUGAUGGUAAUGACGAUGAGAUUGCUGGUGGACACGCGGUGAGACGGUUUGGCUUUGAGUUGGCAGGUGCCGAGUGGAUUGAAAUGGGCGCAAAGGUGCUGGUUAUGAAGAAUCGGACCGGAGGUGGCGGCAAUGGGAUGGAGGUUUUUGUGGGGAAGGUUGUUGAGCGGAGAGAGGGGUCGGUGUAGUGGGGGGAAGUUCUUUUGGCGGUUAGUUUUGGACCGUU
Molecule: messenger RNA, 3219 nt
Organism: Tricharina praecox
Lineage: Eukaryota; Fungi; Ascomycota; Pezizomycetes; Pezizales; Pyronemataceae
Exons: 3
Coding region: 338-3181 (947 amino acids)
Biological process (GO): translational elongation
Molecular function (GO): GTPase activity; GTP binding; translation elongation factor activity
Source: RefSeq, a predicted model, not a curated record